UCGAUUAUUUAGCACCAUAGGAGUCCGCGACCAUAUCUUCCAAAACGAGAUAUUUUCAUGCACUCACAGCACAGAUUAGGAUACUUGGUUUGCCAGUUUUUUGUUGUCAGGGCCAGCAGUGGACUACAAAGUGAGAAAGAUAAUGGGGUGGUCGGGUUCAAUCCCCUUGUCAUGGGCUCUUCCAACAACUCUUUGCAGCAGCAACUUCUUGUUCAAACAGUCAUGCCUGCCUGUUCCAGCAUUUGCAUCACAUGAGCUCCACUUUCCUAUCAAUGAAGAGGCAAAUUCUGACUAUGAAGUUUCAGUUGUCGUCCAGAGGAGCAGUAUAAAUUGUUCGAGGUCCUUCUGGCUUUCUAGAACGAACAAGAACAGUAGAAUAUGUGCCAGUCAAGUCAAAGUGGAAGAUACCACAGAAGAUGAGACAUGUGAACUUGUGAAUGGGGUGGAGCUCUCGAUUGGAGAGGGAGAUGAUGCGAUUAAUGCUUAUCUGUGCACGGCAGUGAAGAAUAAUAAUGGAACUGGCAUUUUGCUCUUGUCUGACGUAUUUGGUUUUGAAGAUUCAGCCACUAGAGAUUUUGCGUACCUUGUUGCUUGCAAUGGUUACAAUGUUCUGGUACCAGACCUUUUUCGCGGGGAUCCAUGGACCAAAGAGAGACCUAAAGCUCUCUUUGAAGAAUGGCGUGCUAGACAAAAUCCGGAACAUAUUGCAAAAGACAUUUUUAUCUCAGCAGAUUGGAUGGUCAAUGAAUUUGCUGCUGCAGGAAUCACAAAGAAACUGGGCAUCAUUGGAUUCUGUUUUGGAGGUGGCCAAGUGAUAGAUAUUCUUGCACAUGACCAGGGUGGCUGCUUUGGCGUUGGGGUGUCAUUCUAUGGAACAGGAAUUAGUACCUCAGCUGCAGCUAAUAUAAGGGUACCAGUGCUGUUUAUUGCAGGUGACAAUGACCCACUAUGUCCAGUGAACAAUUUAAAAGAUAUUGGGAAAGAAAUCGAGCACCAAAAAAUAGCAGUCUUUCAGGGAAGAGGCCAUGGUUUUGUCCACAGGCCUGAGUCUCCUGAAGAAGAUGAAGAUGCAGAGAAGGCAUUUGUCAUUAUGAGAAAUUGGCUGCAUGAUGGUUUGGCCAUAGAAACAUAAUAAGAGAAUGUUUAAUUUGUUUCUACUCUUACAAUUGUCAUAUAGUGCUUUUAAAUAGAAUCUAUAGUUUGUGCUUACAAGUGUUUGACUAAAAUACAUUCUCUCUAUAGAUGUAGCUAGGUGAAGCUACACCUCACUGGUGAGGCCUAGCCUUGUAAAUAUAACUAUGCUUUUGAGUUAUGUUGGAAGGUGUUGAAGUAUGAAUCAGUUGCGCAUAUCAGUGCUAAAGAAAUAUCAACCA
This is a messenger RNA of Coffea arabica (coffee), 1373 nucleotides long. Lineage: Eukaryota; Viridiplantae; Streptophyta; Magnoliopsida; Gentianales; Rubiaceae. The record is from RefSeq and is a predicted model, not a curated record.